CGUUCUUCCAUCCAAAUGCACGCGAGAGAACAAUUCAUUUAUUCGAAUUCUUCUAUAUUCGGCAGGGAUUUGUUCAUUAAAGCCGAACCACGCUGCUUUUCCCCCACUUUCUUUCUCUUCUCUUAACCAUCUCCUCUUCGCUUCUCAUUGCAUCUCCCUCUGUGUCUUUCCUUUUCAUACUGGGCUGAUAUGUCAUCCCCCCCAGAUCCAUUGGAGAAUGCAAAUAGACCGGUUGACGAUGACGAUGAGUUAGAUGACCCACAGGAAGGGGAACAUGAUGAUGGGCGGUCACUGACCUUGUUCGCUGUUUAUAUCAAUUAUCUGCAGGAAAUAAUGCUGCUGGAGGGAGCACGUCGGCGCCCACGAAGAGGGGUCGAGGAAGGCCAAAGGGCAGUAAGAACAAGAAAGGUGCUUCGUCAAGCACUACUGCGGGCCCGUCUACUUCAGAUGCUACCCCGAAGAAGAGAGGUCGGCCGCCAAAGCCUAAGAACCCUGACGAGUCGGAGGGUGAGCGUGCGCCGAAGCGGAAGCGAGGAAGGCCCCCAAAGCCCAAACCUGAACCCGCAGAGGGCGCAGAGGGCGCAGAGGACGAGCCUGCUACGAAAAGAAAACGGGGGAGACCUCCUAAAAAAUCUUCCACAUAGUCUGGCGUUGGGCGUCAGGCCGUUUGUAUUCUUGACGUGGAUCUGGUACCGUCUCGAUAAUUUUUCUCUUGCUAUAAUUUUCUUGCUGUGCAAAUUUCAUGACCCCGUUGUAUACCACAGUCUUUAAAAGGUAUCAUUCAUACCAGAGCACCUUAUGGACUUUCUCUCCCUAUAUCUAUUCACCUGCUGUCACUUCUAUUGCUAUCUAUCUCAUUUCAUUUCCUUUUCGUCGCUUUAUACAUAUGGAUUACUGUCAUAGGAUUGGAUAAUUAUGAGUGUUGUACCACUUUGCACCACAUUAUCAAAAUCAACCAUCUACGGACAACCUUCUAGGUGUCCAGGAACUCACGAACCAUUUUUAAUCUUUAUCGCACCGCUCUUAGACUUUGGUCCGUUAUUUCUGGGAAACAAGGACAUCCAC
Lentinula edodes (shiitake mushroom) is the source of this 1065-nucleotide messenger RNA. RefSeq lists its product as uncharacterized. Bases 190 to 771 code for a protein of 193 amino acids. NCBI's taxonomy places the organism in Eukaryota, Fungi, Basidiomycota, Agaricomycetes, Agaricales, Omphalotaceae. The transcript has 4 exons. The record is from RefSeq and is a predicted model, not a curated record.